CUCUUGCCAUCUUUAACAUACCCACUCGGUGCUUCGGGCCAUUUGCCCAUCGUGCCCGGUCAAGCUUUCACGCUCUCAUUGGGCUCCUAUCUCUCUGCCUAUACCUUUGUAUGAUGCCCUUACUCUCGUGAUGAUCUCGAAUUGCUAUCUGUCCUUGAUCCUGAGUGGGCCCCUCCUCCGUCAUAUGUUCUUAUCCUUUAGUAAACGGGCGUUACUUUUCAGCAGGCUACAUUCCCCUCUUCUUGUUUCUGAAUGAGCCAUCUUAUCAGGAUGUUGGCCUGAUUGAUGUUGAUCUCUCUCCGUCCUCCCCUUCUCUUUUUGUCUUGUUCCCUUUCUCUGGCUUUUUGUUGGAAACUUCCAAGGAGCUAUUUCUUGUCAAAGCUCCACCUCCUCAGCUGACAGUUACAUCUUCUCGGCAAUCCUUCUUGUGAGAACACCCUUGCUGAUACCCGAAAACAUAGAAUUGCGAUGGCGGGCAUCAAACGUAAACUUGACUCCACCAAAGGGUCAGCUGCAGGGCCCACCGGCAGCGCAACAGGCGCAGGAGCUCCCCCAAAGACGCCCAACUCUACAGUUGGUGAUACUGCUCAUAUCCGUGUGACACGUAGUCUACGUGCAAGUCAAGAUGCGCGGGCAAACCAAACUGAUAACAACAAGAACAGCACAAACAGCGCAAUGCAUAACAAGAGUGGUAAUCAUCGCCCUUUGUCACGUAUAAUCACGCUCAGUACCCGUGCUGCUCGAGCCAACAGCGCUGCAAGAAAUGCAUUGAACAACGCAGCAAACAAUGGUACGAAUGGUCCAUCGAAUGCUGCUCGUGAGACCCGGGCUUCUCGAACCCGGGCUGCAGCCCCUGCUGCAGUUGCGGCAUCCGCACCCGCACCAAGUCAGUUUGACGGAACAACCUUAAGUGUGCCUGAAACCCCGCGGUCUAAGAGAGUCAAACGAGGUCCGGUAGUCGAGGAAACUCCAAGAAGUACGAGACAGUCUGCUAGACUCCGGUCCCACGUCAACACAUCUUUUAACGAGAACGCCUCUACUGAGGCAGCUAUUACCAAACAGUUUGAAGCAAGCCCCACCAAGGGGGUUACUCCUAGUAGUAGAACUAGGAAUAGAAGCCGACAAGCUGUGGAUGCUGCACCCGACACUAUUCAGAAUAGUGUGAACUCCAACUUAACCACCGAUCUAAGGCCACCGUCACCGGAAGACAUAAUUCCAGAAACUACCGAAGGAUUUAAACAAACAGAAGGCGAUCAAGAUCCUCAUGUAUCCAUGGAAUUGCUCCAAGCUGCAGAGGAAUUAUCGACGGACUCCACACACCAGGAGGACAGUCAUGGAACGAAUGAGGAGGAGGUCGAGGGUAUGCCUAGUCCUGCAAAGACUACCUGUUCAUCUGGUUCUCGAAAGCACAGGUCUUCGGAGCCAGAAAACAAAGGAACUACGGAUUUUACUAAUGUUCUUGAUCUUCCUCACCAAAAACUGAAACUGGAGGAUGGGGAGCUCGAUCGUACGGCAGAACAGCCUUUACAGGGCUGUGUCACUAUCAAAAAUGCGUCGCGCUCCCCCGACGACGAGGUGGAGGAAUCUAAAGCUGGCAAUGAAUCCCGUCAAAUCACGGAAGAUAUUGAAGAAUCAACUCCAGAGCAUGCCACAGAACCCACAAUUGGGAAGGCAGUUCGUGGCGGGCGUAGUCGAGGACGAGGCCGCGGUGGGCGUAGCAGAGCUGCUGCACGCUCCGGCUCAAGCAAACGGGGUCGUGGCGGUGCUCGUGCUGCUCGUGGUGGGCGCACUGGGCGUCAUUAUGAUCGAUCAAGUGAUGUCGAGCACGACCGUUCACCUUCCCCUAGUGCAGCCACUCAAAAGCUCCGGGAUCGACAACGGGAACUGGACAAAGCAUUUAGGAAGGUUGCAGCUGCCCAACGAUUGGCUUUGGCUGUCUUAGCUUCACAGUCCCAAAAAAAGAUUUCCCGCGAUAAGAACGCCCACAAAAAUGUACCCGAGUAUGAAGAAAUUAACUCACUUCUGCAGGCGAGGCUCGAAGAGAGGUUGGAGGUUUUCCGUCAUGAAUAUGAGCUCCGGGUUGAACAAGAAAAUAGGCUUUUCACUGCUAAUAGAGAAGCGAUCGAAGAAAGAUUUCGAGCCUCAGCUCGGUACAUCAAAGAAGAACAUUUCUUUGCAAGCCAGGGGGAAUAUAUGGCAUUCGUGGAAGGUCGACGUGCUGCAGAGGAUGAUGAGCACACUGAAACUGAUGGCUCUGAAACCGAGCCUGAGCGUGUUAUUCCACCAGCAAAAGAAGUCGUGAGGGGGUUCAAUUCUUCCUUCGUACGGAAUCCUGCUGGAGCCGCUUCCUACGAUCGUGCUAGGUAUGGCUGGGAUGAUUUCGUCCAGCGUGCUAAGUUAGGCGAUGAUAUCGACCCGCAGAUGAAGGAGAUGAGGGAAGCCGGACCGUUUGCUGGCUUUUCUGCUCGAGAAAUCAUAGGCCUCUUACUGGAGGCGACUGGCAUCGUUGAGGUGCGCCAGAAAGCUAGUGUGGAAAAUCAGCUCAACCCUGUAUUCCUUGAUACGCGCCCGACAGCCUUGUUCGCAUUGGCUGAUGUGGCAGCCGCUGAGCUCCCUCGUCCUACCUUAUCCCAAACCACACCGCGGCUUUCGGCGCACAGAGCUCUUCUCCCGCAGCCUUCACAGGUGGCUCACGGGCCGACAGAUCCUCGAUCUUUUGUGCUGCCUCCCCCCACCCCCCAACGGCAACAGCCCCGUCGGCUCCUCCCUGCCGGGCAGCAAAUUCCACCCAUCAGUGAGCAGCUCGGUCUCCCAGAUCCAUUCGCGAGCAGGGGUGGUCCUCCACAGCUUCCCCCUCCUCCGGGGUCUAACUUCCAACGGCCUCCACUGCCUAAUUACUUGGCAGGUCAUCAUCCACAGAGUUUGUAUUAUCCACCGCCGCCGCCGCCUACUGCUCCGCCACCUCCCGGCCCUCGCCCUCCAUAUUAGAAAGCCACGCAUGGACGAUACGACCUUCUGUUCAUUUUCUCUUAAUACUAUUUUGUUAUCUUUUGCCUAAUUCCGCAGGCAUGCUAUAUUCUUUGAAUUUGUUAGGGUUUGAUAUACGGAGCUACGGUCUACGCCAAAACAGUAAUGUUGGUUCACGUCGGGAGUUAUGUGCUGGUUGGGUGGUACUUUUCCUCUCUCUCUUUCUUUAUGCCUCUUCUUCUUUUGUUGAUUUAUCCCCCUGGCAGUUGAGAAGACUUUGGAGCGUGGGAUUAGUGUAAUAUCCCAAGAUAGUAUUUAUAGUGGAUGAUGGUAUCAUGUAUACCCUAUCUGCAUCUUCUCUGAAUCAAUAUAGAUGCAAAAAGAAUCGAACGUAAUUUGCACCCAAGGAUAUAA
Messenger RNA from Aspergillus pseudotamarii, 3381 nucleotides. RefSeq lists its product as uncharacterized. The coding region runs from base 469 to 2988 and encodes 839 amino acids. The transcript is spliced from 4 exons. The record is from RefSeq and is a predicted model, not a curated record. NCBI's taxonomy places the organism in Eukaryota, Fungi, Ascomycota, Eurotiomycetes, Eurotiales, Aspergillaceae.